AUGGCUCUUAGAUUAUUGACCAAGGGUGCUGCAGUUGCUGCUGCUCGCCCCGCUAUGAUUGCUUCUCGUCAAGCUGUUCGUGCUUCUGCUAUCCGUGGAUUCACCACCCAGACUGAAGAACCCAAGCAAAAGGCCAACAGUCUUCUCGAUGCUCUUCCCGGUAACUCCAUUGUCUCCAAGACCGGUUAUGUCACUGGUGCCACUGGUUUAGCUGCCUUCUUGAUCUCCAAGGAAAUCUAUAUCCUCAAUGAAGAAACGUUGGUCUUGAUUGCCUCUACUGGCCUUCUUGGCGUCUUGCUCAAGUACCUCAGAGAGCCCUUCACCAACAUGGCCAAUGAACAUAUCAACCGUAUCAAGAACAUUUUGGUUCAAGCUCGUGAAGAUCACAAGAGUGCUGUUCAAGAACGCAUUGAUGAAGUUGGUCAAAUGAAGGAUUUGGUCGAUGUCACAAAGGCUCUUUUUGAACUCUCUCGUGAGACUGCUCAAUUGGAAGCUGAAGCUUUUGAAUUGAAGCAAAAGGUUGCUGUUGCUUCUGAAGUCAAGACAACCUUGGAUUCUUGGGUUCGUCAUGAAGCCAACAUCCGUGAACGCGAACAAAAGCAAUUGGCUGCUUAUUUGAUUGAAAAGGUGAACAAGGAAUUACAAGACCCCAAGGUUCAACAAGAAAUCUUGGAUCAAGCUAUUGUUGACAUUCAAAAUGUUGCCAAGUCUGCUUAA
Gilbertella persicaria is the source of this 717-nucleotide messenger RNA. RefSeq lists its product as uncharacterized. NCBI's taxonomy places the organism in Eukaryota, Fungi, Mucoromycota, Mucoromycetes, Mucorales, Choanephoraceae. The record is from RefSeq and is a predicted model, not a curated record. Gene Ontology annotation, molecular function: proton transmembrane transporter activity. The transcript is spliced from 6 exons. The coding region runs from base 1 to 717 and encodes 238 amino acids. Gene Ontology annotation, biological process: proton motive force-driven ATP synthesis.